AUGUCGGAGAUAGCAGAGACGAUCUCCAAGAAUUUAGAUUUCACCGACGACGCUUGGUUUGACAAAGAGACGGGAAGCAAGAUUGCUAAAAGAGGCAACGACAUCAGAUGGGCGGAGGUGACCGUUUUGGACAAAGAUGGCUAUUCUGUUGACAUGUUAGCUGUAAUGGAGCUAAUGAUAAGGGAGCUGAGGUUACACAAGGCGCUAGGCGAGGAAGUUCUGGUCAACAUAAAACUUGAUGGACGACCAUUUUGGGGUAAAAAUCAGGUAAUGGUUGGAAUAGUACCUGCUGACACACCCACAGGCUUUUCUAUCCAGAGUGCUAAGUCGGUCUAUCCAAUUGCAAUAGCCAAUUGYAAAGAAGACAGGGAAAACCUUAAGAUUCUCUUGAAAGUCAUCAUCAAUCAAAAAAAAAUUCUAAAGAAGAAGCCUUUCAAAGUUGAUGGAAAAGAAUACAUUGUAAAUUUUUUAGUUACUGUGGAUUAUAAGACAUUGCUUCUUCUCUUGGUGAAAAAAGAUGAUGAAGACUUUAUGUUGGGAGGAAAAGGAGUAGCUGUUGAAUUCUGCUUCAUUUGUAAUGCAAUAAGGAACUGUAAAUGUCAUAGAGUCCGGCCAGAUGAAACUUGCCUAGAUUGUCUUAAAAGCAAGAGCAACAUAGGUAGAUCAACUCGUAUUCGUGAUGAUCUAACUUGCCUUCUUGAUGAGGAGUUAAGUAGCAUACAAUUGUGCAGCUUGCACACGGAAAUGCGAAAUACAGAGCAGCUUCUCGGUUCUGUUGGUUUGCUUGCACAUCAAGCUGAUGCACUUGAUGAACUCAAUGCUGCACUAAAGAAUUAUGGUCCUGAGACCUCCUAUGGAGACAGCAACAGACUGCAGUAG
Molecule: messenger RNA, 879 nt
Organism: Exaiptasia diaphana
Lineage: Eukaryota; Metazoa; Cnidaria; Anthozoa; Actiniaria; Aiptasiidae
Exons: 8
Coding region: 1-879 (292 amino acids)
Source: RefSeq, a predicted model, not a curated record